AUGACUUAUUUUGACAAUAAAGAUAUUCAAGAACUUUCGAAAACAGUAGAAAAUGAUUCAUUAAACAAUAAUUAUUCUAAACCUGAAAAUGUAAACAAUGAAUCAGAUGUUUUAACUGAAAAAUUGUUUCAAUUAAUUGGUGGACCAUCUCCCGUAGCAAUUGUGAGACCUGCUCUAAAAACUAGAUCAAAAUUGAUGGAUCAAGGUGUUCAAUGGAAUGAUGGAUUAAGGUUAAAACAUUGGACAAAAGUCUCGAAUAUCGAAGAUCAGGAUCGAGAUUGGUCCAAGGAAGAAACUGAUUAUCUGUUUGAUAUGUGUAGAAAAUAUGAUCUUAGGUUUAUUAUUAUACAUGAUAGAUAUGAUUUUCCAAAUAAGAUUAGAACUAUUGAAGAUUUAAAAGAAAGAUACUACUCGGUGUGUAAAAAGAUUUUACAAAUAAGACCAACGCAACCUGGUAACAAUCAACAAGACAAAGGUGCAAUUAUUGCAUUGAAUACUUAUGAUAAAGUAAAGGAAGAAAAAAGAAAAAAAAAUUUACGUCAUUUGUAUAACCGUUCUUCGAAACAAAUAGCGGAAGAAGAGUCAUUGUUAAAGGAAUAUGGGCAUAUUGAACAAAUUGAAAAGAAAAUUAGAAAAGAGAGUGAAACUUUCAAUCUAUCUGCCGGGGAUUCAUUUAAAAGACAACAACAAAACCAACAUUAUCGUACAUCAACUUCAACCACCACUGUAUCAGAACCUCAUUCAAAAGUUGAAGCCAUAAUACCUAUACAUACACGGUGUGAAAAAUUCCCAAUAGGAGCAUCAGUUAGAAGUCAAAAAAUACCAGUUCCAAAACAAAACUUAUUAACAAAAGUACAAAAGACUUUCCAGGAAUGUGGACUAGGAUAUCUUCCCACUGUACCAACUGAAAGUGUUUGUGGUAAAUGGACAGAAUUACAAAAAGCUAUUCAAAACUUGUUGGAUUUAAAAAAAAAUCUUGAAAAACAAGAAAAUGAAUUGAAGACAAAACAAGCAACCUUGCAAAAAGCAAAAUCGAGUAUCAUCGAUAGCUCUAACUUCAACAAUUCACUGUAA
Messenger RNA from Entrophospora sp. SA101, 1074 nucleotides. NCBI's taxonomy places the organism in Eukaryota, Fungi, Glomeromycota, Glomeromycetes, Entrophosporales, Entrophosporaceae. The record is from the annotation of a GenBank genome assembly.